AUGUACCACGAAGACGGCUGCCUCAGCCUCGACGGCCACAACGUCUGCGCGGGGCCUGGCUACCCCGUUGCUGCAGCAGCUUUAAGUGAAUGGCCCGGCGUGCAGUGCCUAGGCCCGGAGAAGAGCUUCCAGGAUUGCACUUUCGAGGAAGCUGCUGCUGCUGAGUGCAGCAGCCACAAACUGGAUGUGGCAGUGAAGUGUUCAAACAACCCCCCGGGGGAGCCUUUGUUUGGGACUUUGCGAAUUGUGGAUGAAGACGGAUCUCCUUCUUUGGGGGGCACUGGGCGGCUGCAGGUGUACAAGAACGUUGCUGCGGGCUUUGAGGCAGUGAGUGCAGAACGGAGGCAUUUCUGGGAAGAGCUGCGAAGACGUGAACGGCUUGAACAUGUGCGGCCCUCACGAGGAGCCGAUUCACAUGGAGACGAAAAAGCCCUCCGAAACUGCCCCCACGAGACCAAGUCCGACAUCUACUGCGCCCACAGCGAAGACGUCGUAGUGGCCUGCCGCGGAGACGGAGACCCCACGGGAGUCGGGGCUUUCAAAAAAGAAGAUCUUCCAGAAGUUUCGAAGAGAAACGAAGAACAGACGGAGAUCCGCGGCACCUUCAUCUACACCGACGACUCCCCCAUUUGCAAAGCCGCCAUUCAUGCUGGAGUCCUGGGCAGAAAUGGCGGGAAGAUCGCCAUAGUUUUGGCCCACGGCCAGAAUGCGUACUUCGGCUCUGCGCGAAACGGCAUCAGCAGCGCCGCUGCGGACGCCCACGCCAGGUCUUGCGGAAAGGGCAAAUGGAGGACUCUUGUUUCGCACAGCGGCUGCGGCGGACUGCUGCUUGCUGUCAACAAAGAAGGAGAGAUCUUGUUGGAAAACAACUGCGAUCCUCGGGUGAUCAGCUCUGGAAUAGUUCCCGAAAUGGAUGGCAAGUGCAGCAGCAGCAGCAGCAGCAGCAGCAGCAGCAGCAGCAGCAGCAGCAGCCCUGCUGCUGCUGCUGCUGCUGCUGCUGCAGCUGCGAAGCGGGAUAUUGUUUCUUUUAUUUUGAAUUUUAACUUCAAGUUUAAUUUCAAAUCGACGCAGAACUCCAUUGUUAUUGGCCGCGCGGCCGCCGCGGACUCCGACUACUUCGUGGGGUCGAUCUCUGGCCUUUCGAUUUUCAAUUACGUCUUAACGCCGGACCAAAUCAUUUACUUGUCCACUCAAAACGCUGCAGCAGCAGCAGCAGCAGCAGCAGCAGCAGCAGCAGCAGGAGCGGCCUGGGACUUGGCCGUGGGCGGCGAGAGGCGCACAGAGGACGGCCGAGUCUGCCUCUCCCCCUGUUCCCCCGAAGAGCCCCUGGAGUCCUUCGGGGCAGUGGAGCUUGCAUGCAGCGACAACUUGUGGCUGGAGGCGUUCAACGGGUUUGUGGGGUCUCGUUUUCUUAUAAAGUGCCCCCCCAACUGCGGGGGGGCCCCCGGGGCCCUUCGGGGCAGCAAAGUUUACUCCCCAGACUCUGCAGUUUGCAAAGCCGGCCUUCACGCGGGGGCCCUGGGGCCCCCCGGGGGCGAGGCCCUGCUGCUGCUGCUGCGGGGCGGCAGCAGCUACGCAGCAGCGCCCGGGCACCACGGCGAUGGGGCCCUCGUGAUGCAGAUGAAGGUGGGACAGCUCGUGCUCAUCUCCUGCCCGCCAGGCUGUCUGGCGGCCUCCGAUGCUCGGGUGUACGGAACAGAAGACCUCUACAGCCCCUUAUCGUCGGUCUGCCGCGCUGCGCUGCACGCGGGCGCCCUGCCCCCCGACGGAGGCCACGCGGAGCUGCGGGCCGGGGGCCCCCAGGAGGCCUUUGGGGCCUCCGAGGCCAACGGAGUGGUGUCUUUGAAGGGCGAAAAUUACCUCCGUUCAUUUUCUUUUAAAAUGAAAAAGAAAAGAAGACUUUGA
Molecule: messenger RNA, 1905 nt
Organism: Eimeria necatrix
Lineage: Eukaryota; Apicomplexa; Conoidasida; Eucoccidiorida; Eimeriidae
Product: CpCCp3, multidomain extracellular protein with a signal peptide and the following architecture: LH2+LCCL+2xSR+LCCL+pentraxin+2xLCCL, related
Exons: 13
Coding region: 1-1905 (634 amino acids)
Cellular component (GO): membrane
Source: RefSeq, a predicted model, not a curated record